AUGGAAGAUAGAACCAUCCUCGACUCACAAGUGACUGCAUCGUCGACUUAUAAAAACUCGGGGCACGAACCAYAUCGUGCUCGUCUCAAUGCCUUUCCCAUAAUGCCGUAUAGUACAGUCAUAGAUGUCGCUGCUUGGUGUGCUGGAGACCUCAAGGGUGACGAGUAUUUGCAAGUUGAUCUGYUUCGUGUUGUGACAAUUACCAUGGUUGCGACCCAAGGAAGGCCGUAUARAUACGAUCAAUUUGUAAAAAAAUAUCAACUUGGGUACAAAGAGGAAUUAGGUACUAACGUGUGGAGGAAAUACAAAGAGGGAGGAAUCGUCAAGGUUUGUGUAAAAGAAUUCYCUGGUAAUAGUGACAUGGACACUGUAGUCCAACAUCAGCUGUCGGAACAUCUUAGAACACAGUUCGUACGAUUUAUCGUCUUGGAAUGGAAUAAUUAUAUUGCAAUGAGAGUAGAACUGUAUGGUAAACCUUGAAAACUGUAAUAAAGACCUUAAGGCYCCGUCCACACGUGUCCGUCAAAGGGACUAGGCACUAGCGUGCAUUAGGGCGGAUCAAGAAAUUUCCGGAUACGUGUGGACAGUGAAAACGAUUCGAAUACGCUGUGUGUGGACGC
Molecule: messenger RNA, 620 nt
Organism: Actinia tenebrosa (Australian red waratah sea anemone)
Lineage: Eukaryota; Metazoa; Cnidaria; Anthozoa; Actiniaria; Actiniidae
Product: lactadherin-like
Source: RefSeq, a predicted model, not a curated record